AUGACUGAACACCUCCAUUCCACUCUUCUGAUACCCUCAACCGUAGGUUCUAAUGUCGCCACAAACCAGCAAUACUCUGUUGAAUAUUUGUCACAACUGCUCAAAGAUAAGAAGCAGCUCUCCGCCUUCCCAAAUGUGUUUCAUCAUCUUGAACGACUUGCCGAUGAAGAGAUCAGCAAGGUACGUGUGGCGCUGUUCCAGUUCGAAUUCACAAAAGAAGAGAUGAGCCUUCCAGAACCUGAAGGAGAGGUCCAAACAACCAUAGAAAAAGUUUUCGUUCCCGCGAAGGAACAUCCAGAUUACAAUUUCGUCGGCCGGAUAUUAGGACCGCGAGGAAUGACAGCAAAACAGCUGGAACAGGAGACCGGAUGUAAGAUCAUGGUACGAGGGAGAGGGUCUAUGCGAGACAAAAAGAAGGAGGAACUCAAUCGGGGGAAGCCGAAUUGGGAACACCUUUCUGAAGAGUUGCAUGUGCUAAUUCAAUGUGAGGACACUCCUAAUCGAGCACGAGUCAAAGUGGCGCGAGCUGUCGAUGAAGUCAAAAAACUACUCAUUCCAGCGCCGCGAGAGAAUCCAACUCAGACCAAACAGCUGUACCCCUAUACAAACAGACCGAGCGGAUAUCUUCGGCAGGAUGUGCGCUGA
This is a messenger RNA of Cooperia oncophora, 645 nucleotides long. Lineage: Eukaryota; Metazoa; Nematoda; Chromadorea; Rhabditida; Trichostrongylidae. The record is from the annotation of a GenBank genome assembly.